Molecule: messenger RNA, 1803 nt
Organism: Staurois parvus
Lineage: Eukaryota; Metazoa; Chordata; Amphibia; Anura; Ranidae
Source: the annotation of a GenBank genome assembly
AUGACCUCCUUUUAUCUUUUAUUGCAGCUUGAUGACCCUUCCAUCUUCCCUGCUGUCAUUGUGGAGCACAUUCCAAAUGCAGAUUUACUGCACACUUAUUCCGGAUUAACAUGUGUUGAUGAACCAAAUGACAUGAUUGCUGAAAACUCCCUGGAUGUAGCAGAGGAACAGAUUAUAGAAGACGAUGACCUCACUCUUACAGUUGAAGCAUCAUGUCAGAAUGGGGAUGAGACCAUGGAAACAAUUGAAGCAGCAGAAGCACUUCUUAAUAUGGAUUCUCCAGAUGCAUUGCUGGAUGAGAAAAGAUUAGAAGCUAACAUUUUUGGUACAUCUGAAGAUGAACUGAUGAUCACUCCCAUUACACAUGUUUCUGUCACUGUUGAUGGAAUUCCAGAAGUGAUGGAAAUUCACCAGAGCAUGUAUGCAGAUCCAGCAGAGUGUCAGCUGGAUGAACAACCAAAGAGGAAGAAAGGGAGAAAACCAAAAAUGCCUCGCCCAGAGUCACCUACCACUACCCCAAAUAUAUCUGUAAAGAAAAAAAGCAAGGAUGGAAAAGGUAAUACUAUUUACCUUUGGGAAUUUUUGCUAGCUUUGCUUCAAGACAAGGCUACAUGUCCAAAGUACAUAAAAUGGACUCAGCGAGAGAAAGGCAUUUUCAAACUGGUAGAUUCUAAGGCUGUUUCAAAGCUUUGGGGAAAGCACAAGAAUAAACCUGACAUGAACUAUGAGACAAUGGGCAGAGCACUCAGGUACUAUUACCAAAGAGGUAUUCUAGCGAAGGUGGAAGGCCAACGCCUUGUCUAUCAGUUCAAGGAGAUGCCAAAGGAUCUUAUUUAUAUUGAUGAAGAUGACUCAAGCCCUGCGGAAUACUCAGGAAGUUUGUCCUCAAGUCUGUCUUUGCAUUCUCCAGUUUCUACUCCAAAUCGAAAUAAUGCAAAAGCGUCCAAAGGGCCUUCCAACACUGGAUCAAGAAACAGCUCAACCCCCAUUCACAAAUCACCAAAGUCUUCAAAAGUGAAAGAACUAGUGGAACCUAGCCAACCCCAGGUGUCCUUGCUCCCAUCUGAUAUGUUGAGGACACAACAACUUUAUCGGACAGUCCACUUAAUGUCUGGACAAACAGUUCCUGACCAAGGGCUAACUUGCACCAUUCAAAAUGACUCACUUUCUUCUGCACAAGCUAUUAGGACUAUACAAUCUCCAGGUCAGGUCCCGGUAGUGGUUUCUCCUGGCAGUCAGCAGUUGCAUACUGUAACACUCCAGACAGUGCCUCUCACCACAGUAAUAACAAGCACAGACCCAACAGCUGCUGCAGGCUCACAGAAAUUCAUCCUUCAAGCCAUUCCUUCAGGCCAGUCGAUGACCGUACUCAAGGACAACAUGGUGCUACAUCCUCAGAAAACUGGCUCACCUCCGCCGUCCAUUGUCCUAAGCUCUAGCCAAGUUCAGCAAGUUCUGAAUGGCAAUGUCCAAAGCCUUUGUAAUGGAACAGUCAGUGUGCCUUCAUCUCCAGUCUUCAGUGCAACCACUCCAGUUAUGUCCUUUUCAACCAGCCCUUCACCACUUCUUAACCAAACUCCUGGCACAGUCAUCACUUCUGUGAUCAAAUCACCUGAGCCUAAACAAACAUUUAUUCAAGUUACCAACAGUCAAGAUUCUCAGGAAGGCCCAUCUCAAGCUGUUGAGCAAACUGAGCAAACAAUUCCAACAUCAUGCGUGUUAGUAGUUGCCAGCCCAAAUGGAUUCCCAACCCAGAUGGAAAUUAAACAGGAGAACGAUAUCUGGGAAUUUGAUUCCAAGUAA